CAGGCCCAGCAACCUCCUCUGUCAGCUUGGCUAGCAAUGCUUGCAAAUUUGUGCUGAAGUCAGGAAAGACGUUUCAGGACGACGCAGCGAAGUGGUCGUUGCGAGGUCCUCUUGCGUUCGAAGGACCUCUCUAGAUCCAGUGUAGUAAGCAGAGGCCGCCACCAUGCAGGCUGUCCAAGCGUCCUCGCUGGCCUCGGCCGGGGCCACCUUCGCUGCCGCCGCAGCAGGUGUGUCAUCCCAGAAGAAUGUGCAGAUGUCUGCCCCCGUGUGCAGACGUUCUGCCACCAAGGCCUCCCUGGGCAACUUCGCUGGCCUCCGCCGCGUCUCUGAGAGCAGGAGCGAGACUGCUGCUUUCAGCCAGCCGGCCGCAGUCAAGAGGAGUGCCAAGAAGCAAGGGAUCAGGGCAACCGCCGCUGUCAAGGCGCCCUCAAAGGUGUCCCCUGAGGUUGUCGACAAGAGCAUCAAUGCUAUCCGUUUCCUGGCUAUCGACGCUGUGGAGAAGGCAAACUCUGGCCAUCCCGGUCUCCCUAUGGGCUGUGCACCCAUGGCAUAUGUCCUCUUCAAUGAAACAAUGAAGUUCAACCCCAAGAACCCUUACUGGUUCAACAGGGAUAGGUUUGUGCUCUCCGCUGGUCACGGUUGCAUGCUCCAGUACGCCUUGCUCCACCUGGCCGGGUAUGACAGCGUCAAGACUGAGGAUCUGUCACAGUUCAGGCAGUGGGGUAGCAAGACCCCUGGUCACCCCGAGAACUUCGAGACACCAGGAGUGGAAGUCACGACCGGGCCCCUUGGCCAGGGUAUUGCGAACGCCGUUGGUCUGGCCCUUGCUGAGGCUCACUUGGCUGCUCGGUACAACAAGCCUGAUGCCAAGGUUGUUGACCACUACACGUACUGCAUCUUGGGGGAUGGAUGCAACAUGGAGGGUAUCUCCAAUGAGGCUGGCUCCCUUGCUGGUCACUGGGGCCUCGGCAAGCUGAUCUGCCUGUACGACGACAACAAGAUCUCCAUCGACGGUCACACAGACAUUGCCUUCACUGAGGAUGUGCAGGCCCGCUUCGAUGCUCUCGGCUGGCACACAAUCCACGUCGAGGAGGGAAACACUGAUCUCGAUGCUCUGCGCAAGGCCAUUGACGAGGCCAAGUCUGUGACUGACAAGCCCACCUUCAUCAAGGUGUCCACCACCAUUGGGUUCGGGUCUCCUAAUAAGGCGAACACGCACGGAGUGCACGGGGCGGCGCUGGGAGGCAAGGAGGUUGCUGCAACCAGGGAGAACCUCGGCUGGCCCUAUGAGCCGUUCAAGGUUCCGGAUGAGGUCUACGCUAACAUGGACAAGACGGAUGCCGGCGCUGAGUAUGAGAAGGACUGGGAGUCAGCACUCGCCAAGUACGUCGAGAAGUACCCGGAGGAGGGCGCCGAGUUCAAGCAGCUCAUCAGCGGAAAGCUUCCCGAGGGCUGGGAGAAGGCUCUGCCGGAGUUCACCACUGACAGCGCCGCUGACGCCACCCGCAACAUCUCCCAGACGGUGCUCAACGCCGUCGCCAACGUGCUGCCCGGCUUCCUGGGUGGCAGCGCUGACCUGGCCCCCUCCAACAUGACCCUGCUCAAGCAGUUCGGCGACUUCCAGAAGGCCACCCCCGCGGAACGCAACCUGCGCUACGGUGUGCGCGAGCACGCCAUGGGUGCCAUCGCCAACGGCAUCCACCUCCACAACUCGGGCCUCAUCACGUACGACGCCACCUUCUUCAUCUUCACCGACUACAUGCGCGCCGCCAUCCGGCUGUCUGCCCUCAGCGAGGCGGGUGUGAUCCACGUCAUGACGCACGACUCCAUCGGCCUCGGAGAGGACGGCCCCACGCAUCAGCCCAUCGAGCACCUGGCCAGCUUCCGCGCGAUGCCCAACAUCUACAUGUUCAGGCCCGCUGACGGCAAGGAGACGGUCGGCGCCUACAAGAUCGCCAUUGAGAGCCGGAAGACCCCCUCGAUCCUGGCCCUGUCCCGGCAAAAGCUGCCCCACCUGCCCGGCACCUCAGUGGAGGGCGUGGCAAAGGGCGGGUACCUGGUUGAGAAGGAUGCGGACAAGCCCGACGUUGUCAUCCUGGCAACAGGGUCUGAGCUCGAGAUUGCCGUCGCGGCUGCUAAGGAACUUAGGGGCGAGGGCAAGAAGGUGAACGUGGCGUCGUUCGUGUGCUGGGAGUUGUUCGAGAAGCAGUCACCGGAGUACAAGGAGUCGGUUUUGCCCAAGUCAGUCAAGGCGAAGGUGUCGAUCGAGGCCGGGAGCACCCAAGGGUGGCACAAGUAUGUGGGUGACGGCGGCAAGGCGAUCGGCGUUGACCACUUCGGCGCGAGCGCGCCCGCCGGCGCCCUCUACAAGAACUUCGGCAUCACGGCAGAGAAGGUCGUUGAGGCAGCCAAGGCCAGCUUGUAAUUCGCGUAUACAGUACACAUAGGAAAGCAUAGCGGGCCAGCAUUGGCGGUGCCAGGACUUUUGCCCAUUUAUGCCAGGCAGGGGUAUCGAACUGCCGCGAUUUAUUGAUGCUCAGGAAUAGAGGUGUUCACCGCUUUCCAAGCAAGCUGCCAUCCAGUUUUAGGUAGGCAGAAUGAGUUUGACCCUGCCGUCUGUUGUACCUUACCACUGUCGAUGAACCAUCCAUUGAUACAGAUUUGUCAAUCAGCGGGUCCAGGUUUUGCCAACAGGUUUCAAUCAAGCUGAUCACCAGAUUCUUUCAAAUCGUAUUCCUUUCUGCACCGCUGCCAAUGCUUGUUGGAGACUCGACCAGCUGUGAGCUUGUAUCGUUCAC
Molecule: messenger RNA, 2798 nt
Organism: Klebsormidium nitens
Lineage: Eukaryota; Viridiplantae; Streptophyta; Klebsormidiophyceae; Klebsormidiales; Klebsormidiaceae
Source: the annotation of a GenBank genome assembly